Messenger RNA from Eruca vesicaria subsp. sativa (arugula), 669 nucleotides. Lineage: Eukaryota; Viridiplantae; Streptophyta; Magnoliopsida; Brassicales; Brassicaceae. The record is from the annotation of a GenBank genome assembly.
CAAGAAACAAAGAUAGAAAAAAAAAUGUCAUCUUCUUCUUCCCUAACGCAGAGAAACCCAACUAUUUCGCAAGAGCCUGAAGAGUCUCCUCCACAGCUAACGAGACAACGUUCGAUAUCACAACAUGCCAUGUCACAAACACUAACAUCAGUUGCAAACUUAGCCAAUCUCCUUCCGACAGGAACACUCUUAGCUUUCCAGUUCCUCAUCCCUAUCUUCACAUCAAACGGUUCAUGCGAAUACUCCACGCGCGUUUUAACCGCAGGGCUCUUAACGCUCCUCUCCAUCUCAUGCUUCCUCAGCUCGUUCACGGACAGCGUCAAGGCUGAAGACGGUAACGUCUACUACGGGUUUGCAACUCGUAAAGGUAUGUGGGUUUUUGACUACCCUGACCCGUCCGGUUCGGGUUUACCUGAUCUAAGCAAAUACAGGAUCCGGUUCGUUGACUGGAUACACGCAGUUUUGUCUGUGCUUGUGUUUGGUGCGGUGGCUUUGAGAGAGAAGAAUGCUGUGAGCUGUUUUUAUCCAGCGCCUGAGCAAGGGACCAAGAAGGUUUUGGAUAUUGUUCCGAUGGGUGUUGGUGUUAUCUGCGGUUUGUUAUUUUUGGUUUUCCCGGCGAGAAGACACGGUAUUGGGUAUCCCGUCACCGGAAACGGACGUCGCCGUUAG